Messenger RNA from Bombina bombina (fire-bellied toad), 14948 nucleotides. RefSeq names its product zinc finger protein 469 (gene ZNF469). The transcript is spliced from 2 exons. The record is from RefSeq and is a predicted model, not a curated record. The coding region runs from base 550 to 12852 and encodes 4100 amino acids. Lineage: Eukaryota; Metazoa; Chordata; Amphibia; Anura; Bombinatoridae.
UAUUUAGCAGACUUGUAUUUCUUGCAGAGAGCCGGAAUUCAUGUGACUGAGGUGAUUUAUACUAUAAUUGAAGCAAUCUGCUUCUGCCUUCUGAUAACUCGCUGUGAUAUUGUCGCGUAACUGUCAAAGAUGCCGGUUAUUUAAAGGCACCCUGCACUGAUUGUGACGGCCAUCAGUAACAGCACUGGAAGAAGUACUUACUGUUAUAGGAUCUGCUAACUCUAUAUAGUCUAUUGGAAAUAUCUUUACUGGAGAUUUCACUGAGCUGGAUUGCAUUUGAUUCUGAAUACAUUUGGCAGUUGGAUGGUUUAUGUCCAUAUGAGAUCAAACACUGUCUUCCACAUUGGGGUAACACCUGGAUGCACUGAAAACAAAUUACUUCACCCAGCCAUUUGCAGCGCAAGGAUGAAAGUGGAAAUUGGAAUCUUGUCUUAAAAAAAAUCGUCCGGCUUUAUAGAAAAUGAUUGAGCACAGAAAGUAUGUGAAAAACAUGAGCAAAGCCAAGGUAUCAGGCGAACCAGGAGCCGUCCAUCCCUACUGAGCAGUACCAUGACUGGAGAAACGAAACAUGUGUAUGCUAUCAACAAUAAGGAACCCAGCACCAAGGAUACAGAUAAGGAUAUUGAUUUCCAACAACUUGGUAAAAACAAUGCAGUGGAGACUCCCAUGUGUUGUGUUUCUGAAAAGUCUGAAAGUGGAGUAGAUAAAGGCACCCAGUUAAACAGUAGGGAGAAAGAGCAUCAUAAUCAAAGAGAAGCUGUUAUAAGACCACAACAAGCCGGAAAGAUUGACUUCAAAUCACUUCAUAACAGGCAAAAAAAUUCCAGUGAUGCUACAUGGACAAAUAGCAAAGGUAGCCCACUUUCUCCUACUGGAAAGAACAGGGGAAAAGACAAAACUAAAAGAUCUGGAAAGGGCGAUCGUACCCAGCAUCAGCUCUACAGACUGAGUAUUACAAAUACAAGGCCCAAUCCUACAAUUGGGAUUGCUUAUCCACAACAAAAGGUAACACCACCUAAAAAGGUAGAUAUUACUCGUGGACCUGUCUCGGGUAGCUAUCGCUUUCAUGUCCCAAGUCUUCCUGAGAGGGAAGCAGAACUCCAACAGGAAGAUCUCAGUUUCAACCGGUGUUUCCAGGAGUCCAGCCCCAGCCUUACCUCCAGCAAUUAUACCUCACAAGCUGCUCCAGCUUCCAGAGCUCACCACAGCCUAAAACUUCAGCCACAAUCAGGCAAUUCUCAUGAAACACCAAGUUCUAAUGGACAGCUGCAUUAUUUGGAAUUCCAACCAAAUGGAAACUCUUGGCAUUCCCCUGAAAAAACUUUUCAAGGUUCCAGCAGCUAUGGUGUAUCUAGUCAAAAGCUAUGCCCAUUUUCUGAGGGCAAUAAAACUGACUCCCAUUACUUGGGGACUAUGCCAUUUCAGUAUCCAUUUCAGUCAUUGCAGGAAUCAACUGGUAAUUCAUUUUGCAACGAUGGAAAUAAUCAGGACUUUGUGGAUAUUUCCCUACUGGGGAACCAGGUAGCACAUAAUAUAUUAAAAUUUCAGUCAUCUUCAAGAGAAGGCCCAGAUGAUCCACAAAAUAAUGUUUCAUAUAAUAACAUAUUGCCAGAUAGCCGUACAUAUAGUUUACCUUCCCAGCAGUCUACAUUUUUGCAUGCACAGCAGGGAUCUCCACAUUUGCCAAACCCUCCUUGCUACCCAGGAAGGAAUGAACAUUCCACAGAUCUUAAUGGUGCUAUCUCCUCAACUGGUGCUAUAAAUUCAUCUGGUGCUAUAGAACAAACCCAAAGCACUUUUCAAGAAAACCAGCCUGUUUUUAACUCCAGUGAAUUUAGUUUACAUGAUAAUAGUGUGCUGACAUCAGCCAAUAACAGGCAACAACCUUCUAAAGACUUUUCACCUAAUCAAAGACUCCUCUCUCCAGGGAACACACUACGAAGGAAUAUACCACAAACUUCUCUAAGUCAAGUGCACUUUCCCAGCAAGGUGUAUAAUAGUGUAAACACCGGAUCUGUGCCUUUUGAUAAAAGCAUUUCCAGAAUACCUCAGACUUGGGAUGGAGGAAGUAAGGAUUUUUCAACCCUGGACCAAAAUUCUGUGCCAUACUCCGGAAAUCAGUUACCCUUUCAAUGUCAACCUAAUAUUGACCAGAGGCAGCCACUGAAAAAUUCCAGGAUGCCUUGGCAACAGAUCCAUUUUACCUCUGCCAUGCCAAAUCAAAACCGUGUAGAAUUGUCAAGGCAAAUUGGAAACCAAAAAGCUACCUAUCCUCUUGGUGGCUCUGAAUGGCAAGGAAGUAACUUAUCACAAAAGAUUCCACCAGGUUAUCACAACAAAAAACAUUUAAUAGUCGAGGGCAUAGCCACACAGAGGACUGAUGCUGGUAGGCAAAGCUAUGGUUCUAGUAAUGGUAUUUUGUAUGAAAGUACAACUGAACCAAACACUCAGCUAUGUGAUUCACGAAAUAAGAACAUUUUGUUUGGCAUGAGUCAGCCAAUACAGCAAUCACCAUCUUCAAGAAACAUGUCUAACCAUCUAGUGUCUUUGCCAACAUCAAGUUUAGUAGUUGGGUCGCCACCAAAUGGAUCACCUCUUCCUUCACCUCUUACAAACCCUGUAUCUGGUAGUACCUGUUCUUCACUUUCACCUUUGUCUAGCAGUCCUGUAAAUCCCAAUUCAGAUGAAAAACAAAAAACAAUUGCCCUUACAGCUUCUCCAUAUUUUCAGCAACAAUGUCAUUCAGAAAAUAAGUCUUUCCAUCCCAACGAUACUUUAAGUUCAGUGUCUCUUAUGUAUCACACUCAAGAAUCCAUGAAAAACUUUAAUUAUAUAGCAGAAGCGUCUAAAGAAGAACAGUUGUUUAAAAAUGUACAAGAGAAUCAGUACCAAAAACAAACCAGUGUAACAGGUAAAGGCUGUCUUGAAACCUAUGAAAAUGAACCUCCCCCACCACCUCCUUACUCCUCCCACCAUUUGCUAGCUAGUUCCUUGAGCAGUGCAAAUCUAGAUCAGCUAGAUGUUCUUCUUACCUGCAAGCAAUGUGAUCAGAAUUACAGCAAUUUGUCUUCCUUCCUUGAACACAGACAGUACUGCAGCUUGAACUCUACUCCUCAGAAUGAAAUAAAGGAUACCUUGAGGAUCCCAGAAGUAAGAAAGCAAAGUAUCGAUUCAUUAAAAACAUCCAGCACCAUUCCAGGAUUCACUAUACAGAAAGGACCAGUGGAACUUCAACCACACAUGAUUGGUCUAAAUAAAGCUGUGGACUAUCUCCUUGACAGUGAUUCCAAAGAAGAAAGUAAGGAGGACUUAAUUAAAGUUAAUGUUUUCCAUAGUCUAACCUCUAGUUCCUUGCCUUUAUCAGCUUGUGACACAUUAGAAAUGGAUGAGGCCAAACUUGACAGUCUAAUUACAGAAGCCUUAAAUGUCUUGGAGUUUCAAGUAGACAAUCCUGAAAUAGACAGCAGUUUUAUUGAUGUAUUUGUAGAUGAUGACAUUUCCAGUGCCAAAGUACCCGGAUGUGAACAGUCUUACAAAACAAAAGAAUCUAUAGACACCAAAAAAAAGCAAAAAGAUGAAGAUGAAAAGCUUUCUGAACACACACAAACAUCAAAUAUCAAUGAAGAAAACUAUGAAGCAAGCUUUUCUUUAAAUAAUAAGUACUCAAUUAUGAAAGUUAGUGAACAUCAACAUUUAGAAGUCAAAACAUCCUUAUUAGAAAAAGGAAAUAAUGGUAUUAAUGAAAUCAUGCCAAAAAUCCCAGAAGAUUGUAAAUUCAAAAAGACUGAUAAACAAAAUUUGAGCAGGUCAGAAUCUACAAAUGUAAAACUAAAUAAAAGUGAUCCUGAUUUUGACAUUAAAAAUACAUACUUCCAUGAUGAUCACAGAGAAACAAUUAUAGCUGCUUCCCUAGAUUUUUCCAGCAAUGAGAAUCACAAGCCACGAAGACCAUGCAUGAAGGAUGGAAAGAAAAAGAAACCGCACAAUGGAAGUUGGAGCAAGGAGCUGAUACAUAAAAUUGUCCAACAGAAAAAUAAGCUUCAUAAGCUGCAUGUCAAAAGUAAUAAAAACUUAGAGUUUUCAUUGGUAACUGAAAGACUUUUCCCCCCAACCAAAAGCCAUCCCUAUGGAGAAUAUGACUACAUUUCAGAUUCUGAAAAUGAAUCAGAUAUGUCUUCUUUGCAUGAAAAAAGAAUAACAAAUGACAGACUGAAGUACAAUUUUAAUCGGGAUAAUCAAGGGAGAAAUGGACGGACAAAAGGGAGGGAAUCCACAUGGAGAAUGGGAGAAGCAACACGAUUUCAGCUAAAAAAUAGGGAUUUCACAAACUCAAAGAAAGAGAUAUCAAAUAGGAUGCGACGAAGAAGCAGUCAAUCUUCAACCAGCAGUGACCAAAGCACAAGUUUUUCAAGCGAAACAGGUUCAAGCCCCAAGAGCACUGAGCGGACUGAUUCUGAAAAUGAGCAAGAGACAGUGCUGAGGAAUAAAUCUUUGUCUGGAUCAGCUCAAAAUAUAGCUGAAAGAAAUUUGAUAAAAUUAUCUUAUAAUGAAAGUUCAUCAGAAACACUUAUACCUCAAAAAACAGUAUUGAAAGGAACAAAGAGAUUUGGAUCUGCUAAAUUUCUACUUGGAAGCUCUAAGUCAAAUAAUUCCAUACAUUUGGGAGAGAAAGAAAACACAGAACAAAACAUUGUAAACAAAUAUUCCAAUGAAAGCAAUACUAGAAAAAAUGUUGAUACACAUAUUUUGAAGGAAUUCACAGAAGAAAAUGACAAUGUUAGCACUUAUGACAAAGAGAUUUCAAAUAGCACCUUAUCGCAAGAUCCUUUUCAACCAGAAAUAACCCUUAAUGCUGAUAUUGGAUCACAACAACUCCAUUCCUUCAGAAAUAAUCCUCUAGAAUACAAAGAGAAGCAACUUAGCAGUUCAUUGUGUGUUGUUGGGGAAUGUAACCCAAGGGAACAUUUAAAUUAUGAUAAUGGCGGUGUAGAAUAUUUAAAAGAAGGGAUGUGCAAUGAACACAAACACUUUACAAUGCCCAUGGGAUGUUACAAUGGAGAUUCUAAAGAAAAUAUGUCACAAGUAAAAAAUCAAGAUCCAUAUACCAAUGAAUCUCAGACUUUCACAGAUCAUAAAGAGUUGUCCAGUAUAUUUGGUAGUGACCUCUUUCCAAAAAGUCAUAGCAUGGCAUCUCCUGAAAUUGUGCAGAUAUACCAUAGCCAAAGUAAUAGCAAUAGUAGCUCAUUUGAUCACAAAUGCCCAGAUAACACAUCCUGUACUACAAACACUGUUGAGAACAAGACCCCCUCUACACUUUCAUUUGAUUCAUCCUCAAUAUUUGUUGAGCUGCCAAUGACUGAUUUUGAAGCUCCAAUGUACAGCAAUGUCUCCAAUGCAAAAGAAAGUUAUGUUUCAUUUACAUGCUCUAAUGAUCAACAAAGCAAGACAUCUCAUUUUGACCAGCAGUACCCUCAGUUUUUGCAGGGAAAAGGUUGGGAUAUGAUUGAAGAUGCACCUCAUUUAAUAUCAAAUAAUAUUGCCCCUUUCCAAGUGAUAGAAAAUGAAAAUUCUGAGAAAUUUGCUGAAAGAAUACAGGGAUUAUCAAGUCAAGUGACUUUAACGGGAACAAUUACAGAUUACAAUACUUCAUAUAUAAAUAACAUUUCAGAGGAUGAAUUAGAGAUUAAACGGUUAGUCACAGAGUUAGAAAGCCAACUGCAAACAAGUAAGCUACAAAAUGAGACCCAGUCUCAAGUGUGCUCUAAAUAUCAAAUUAACAAAGACCUACCAAAGUCUUGUGUCUCCUUCCCAGACUUAGCAGUGAAUUCUAAUGAAACCUGCACAAAGGACUUAUAUUUUAAAGAUAAUCAGGAUAGUUUAAGUUGCAAGGAUCCUAAGGUGGCUGAGAUUGUUACAGAUAGUAAGGUUUGUCAACCACUUGUAAAUGUUGAUAGUAGCUGUGAAGAUUCUAAAAGCCCUUGGACUUGUUCCGUUGCUUUUGAUGCAUUUACUUCUAACAUCCAGAAACAAGCAUCAACACUGGACUCUUUUGAUAGCAAAGAGAAUGAAAGCCAGUAUCAAAAAGAGCUAGAUAAUGUUCAUCUAUCAGAAGAUUUUAAUUCCUUAAAAAGCAACAAGUCCCCUUCUAUAAUGAUUGAUUCUUGUUUGCAGAAUGUCUCAAGUCAAUCAGAAAACCAAACUUUCUCAGAAAAUAACACAAAGAGAGACAGUCUGAUCAAAAUUGAAUCACUGCUUUCAAAAACCUUAGAGCAUAAAGACAUUGAUGAAAACAGCAGUCAACAAAAUAAUAGUGCAAAUGUUUUCAAUAAAAAAGAGCACUGUGAAUGCACUUUUGAUGACCCACCAACAUUAGAACCUUUUCAAAGUGUUUCUGAAUUCAGUUCUGAUUGUAAGUUGCAAGAUAACCAGGCUUCUGUUUCAAAUACCACAUUACAUGAUGAAACAUUGUGUUGUCCAGAUUUUAGUUCUGAAAUGCAAGUCACUAAAACACUAGAAUGUAAUGAAAACUGUUCAGAUUUGACCAGGAAAGAUGGAUCUUCAAAUUCAACUAUCUGCAGAGAACUACAAAACAAUGAUUUGCAAGACAAAAGGGACCAGAUACUCCUAGACAUGCCAGUUUUAGAGAAGGAAGAAACUGCUUUUACUGAAAAGUCACCAGUUGUACAAGAAUCUGCAGCCAAUCCUUUGCAACAGCUCCAAUUAUUUGUUGCCAGAACAGCAAAAAAUAAUGAGGAAGAAAUGCUUAUACCAUGCUUUCCUUUGCUGUUGUCUUCUUCAGUCCAUGCUGAUCCACAGCCUGACAUAGAAGGUGAAUCUUUAUAUAUUUCUGACAGCACAUUUCCAGCUUUGAAAGAAACAACAGAGAAUAACAUAAAUACAAUGGAACUGGAAGGGAAAGCUGAUAAACAUACUGUAAAUUCUGAAUACUUGGUUUCACAGGACAACAAAGACACACCCUCUGCCCUGCAGUAUGAAAGCAUAAGUAACGUGCAGCAAAACGAACAUUUGGAAAAUGGUUGUUCAGCGUUGGAUGCCAUGACAAAUGAUCAUAUACAUCUGCUGUCGCACAAUAAUGCUUCGGAUUGUCUGCUUCUAGAGCAAAUAAACACAGAUGACCAAAUUGAGAAUGUAGUGGAAAGUGAUGGGAGCAAACUAGGAUUGGAAAUGAAAAAUCAUAACAAAUCAACCUAUUUAACAAAUUUGUUUGAUAAUCAGGAUUUUUCCAUUGCUUCGCAGAAUACAAUGACAAUGUCCAGUGCUAUGAAAAACUGUCCAUCUGCUGAAUUAAAUAAGAGAUGUCAACUACCAUGCAGUUUAACCAUUGGCAUAGAAACACUGAGUAAAGAUACAGCAAUUAUAGAGCCACAAACACAUCAUAAAGAACCUCCAGAAUUUACAAGUGCUGAAAACCAGAAACAAAACUUUUGUAUUCUACAAGAAAGAGACUUUUUCUUGACAAAAGAUGAAAUAAGCAAAGAAACAACAACAUUUGAUGCAAAAUCUGACAGUUCCUUGUUUGCAGAUAGCUCUGCUCAUUUUGUAAUAAAUGACAAACAUCAGAAACCUUUGCAUGAAAACAAAAAUGCCACCGACCCAACAGCACAUGUUCAAUUAAGCUUUGGUCUUUUUCAUCAUCUUCCAUUAGAGGAAUCUGUCCACAACCAAACCAUGUUAGUGACAACAACAAUAAAUAAAGAAGACCCUGUCUGUAAUAGUAGAGAAAAAUGUCAUGUGGAGGCUGAGUGUCCAGUAAGCAAGUCAGACAAAAAAUUAUUGAGAAGACCUGGUGGUUGUGCUUUUCUUAAUGAAGAAAGAUAUGGGUCUUCAUCAUUGGAAAUAAGCCAGAACCAAGAAACAAAACUUGAUGAGUCUGUUUCAGACAGUGCUGAUGACAACAUAUCUCAGUGUUUCUACUCUGAAUUGACAUGUCCAGAUUACAAGGAACAAUCAGAAAAUUCUGUCACCGAUGUUAUUCUUGGAUGUCAAUCACUGCCUGCUAAUGGAGGAUAUCAAAUUUAUCCUGCAACAGAAAACCAGACGUACCCUACUCUUCAAUCUGAUCUCUUUUCACAAAGUAUAGAAUCCAUUACAGAAUCCUCACUUUCGUGUCAACAAGGAACAAGUCUUAAAAGUAACUGGAAUAAUAAAGAUCACAUUAUCCCCAUAAGCAAUGAAUAUCCAUCUGAAAACAGAAAUACAUCACUAGUAUGUGACUUGAUAGAUAUGACACAUCCAGAGUUUGUAGAUUUGUGUCAACAUCAGGCAUCAGAAACUGGAAAAGAAGGUCAGGCUUCUGAAAGUUCAAUGAUUACCGAAACUGAUAGUAUGACUGGUGAUUCAGAUAGAACAUGUUCUAAUGACAUGGACUCUGUUAUAAAUGGAGUAUUACGCAUUCUAGAUUGUGACAAGAGCAAAGAAAUAUUAGAAAGCAUUGGUAUCUCCUCCAGGACUAGCCCCAUAAAAGAAAAGAAGCCUGUAGGACUGUCACUUACAUGUGAUGUAUGUUUUGUAUCCUUUAAAUCAAAACCUGGAUUAACAAGGCACAAAGCUGUAAAGCACAACACAAAGAAAGAAGGGCAUUUCAUAUUACAAAAAGAUGGGAAAGGAAGUGACAGUAUUUUAAAUGGGAAAUCUGAGAGAGCUUUACCAGCUUCUGAAAGAGAACUUGAUAACACCAGUACCAAAAAGACUUCUAAUCCAUUAAUUACUCAAAGCUUCUCUACUGAAAUGUUUAAGAAUCCUACCACUGACCUUCUAAACCAUGAAAGUAAUCUCCAUUCACAGAAUUUGUCUGAUGAAGAACAAAGACCUUUACCAGCAAAACAUAAAGGUGAAAAAAGAAGCAAGGUACAAUAUGAUGGAGGUACUGGGUCAGGAGUUGUUUGCAAAAGGAAUUUAAAUAACAAUGUUAAAAAACGAAGAAUAAAGAUGGCUUCCAGUGAUUGUACAGAAUCACAAGUUCCUUCAGAUGACAUAUUGAACAUUCUCAAAGCAAACAUUUUGAAAGCCAUUGGGCACUCAAACAGCUUCACCACUCCUAAAGAAAAUAGUGUAUGUACACAACAUUCUAAUAAUGAUGCUUUGCAACAGGACUCCAGUGAUGAAUGUAGUGUCAUAGGAAUCCAUACUUCCAAAAGCAUAGGAGCUGAAGCAGAGAUAAGUAAAACUCUUGAAAUAGAAGAAAAGUGGUCAACAAACUUUAAUGAAGUUGUUGAAAACAUGGUAAAUAAUGUAUCUGAAUUGGCACAAAUUAAGAGAGAUUCUUCAGAUGAACAUAAAGGAUAUGUUAACAUACCAGAAGAUAUACAUUCAAUAGAUCACCUUGUACCUGCAAAGGAUAUUUCACCAAGUAAUGAAAUCUUAAUUAAAGAAAAGACAUUGGAACAUGCCAUAGAGGAAAGCAUAAAGCAACAUUUUAAUGAUUCAGAAACUGUGCAGGUUGCAAAUGGUUUAUUUGAGUCUAAAGACAUUGAAACUGAGCUUCAUAACUUGUUUGAUGACGACAACACAUUUUCACAGCUAUUCCCUAGGGAUGAUAAUUUCAUUAGGAGAAAAUGUACCCGUGUUUAUGGUAAACGGAAUAAAAGACAGACACCACCUUUUGAAGCAGAUAUUGUUGAUUCCAGUGCUCAAGUGAAAAACUUUGCAUGCAGAUAUGAAAACAUUUCAGUUGAUUCCAACUUGAUCAGCAGUCGAUGUUCCACAGGAAAUCCUGAAAUCGGUGAACUUCAUGCAGAAUAUGAUGACCUUAACCCAAUGAAGGAAGGAAUUGUUGUAGAUGAUAACAAGAUACUGUCAUUAGUUAAUAUUCAUGAACCAACUUUGAUCAGAGAAAAUAAAGAAGAACAUGGCAAAGAAGUCUCCUUUGGUGACAAUGUAUAUAAAUCCCCUAAUGAUUCUGGAGAGUCAUUAGUAAAAAUGAGUUCGGUCAUGAAUGAAUCAGAGCUGGAAGAUGUUACAUAUGACGAUUCAAAUCUUCCUGAGUUUCCAACAAUUGACAUGAAGAUGCUAAGUGCAAAGUUUGACAUGAGUGAGCUCUCUUUCUUCAGUGCAUGUGGAGAUGACUCUGACCAUUCUGACAUGGACACAUCAAAUAUAGCACAAAAAGCAGAUCAGCAAAAGAGAAAUGCAAAAAAUAGAAACGACAAUAAGAGACAUGCAAGAAAUCGUAGUAAUACAGCUAUUAAAACCAAGGAUAAACAGUAUAAAUGCAAAGUCUGUUUUCAGUGGUUUUUAACAUUAGGAGAACUGGAUUUUCACAAGCUUACUCAUAAUCCCUCUCCCCCACCUACCUGCUAUAUGUGUGUCCAGCGCAAAUUUAGCUCUCGUGAACAAUUGAGGGAUCACUUAAAAGAUAAACAUGCAAAAAAUAAGGCUGGUCUCUGGAUUUGUGGAAUGUGUUUAAAAGAAAUAUCUGAUGUAUGGAUGUAUAAUGAACACUUAAGAGAACAUGCUACACAGUUUGCUAGAAAAGGCCAAGCACAGAAAACAGUGAUGGGUAUUCCUGGCUGUUUUGCAGAGGAUAGUAUGGUGAGGACAUUUUUAAGCACCUUCAUCUAUAGAACACCAAAUAAAUCACCUAAAACCUCUGAGCCUAAAGACAAAAGCCCAGAAAAUAAAAGGCAAGACCAAAAGGUUCAUAAGGAAGAAGAUAAUGUGGUUGAGAAGGAACCAGAAAGUGCAAUUCAAAAUGUUCCUACCACUCAUGUUCAUGUAAAACAAUCUGUUAGCCCACCUUUGGAAAAUACACAAAAAAAUGACUUUAUUCAUAAAAAUCCAGCAAUUCAUCCUCAUUGUAAAGAUCCCUCUAGAGACUGCCAUCAUUGUGGAAAACAGUUUCCAAAGCCAUUCAAACUACAGAGACACCUGGUAGUACACAGUCUACAAAAAAUGUAUUUAUGCCAUAAGUGCCCAAAAUCUUAUCAAGAAGUGUAUGAGUUGAGAAACCAUCUUAACAAUGAGCAUCAAUUAACAGGGGAGCCUGAAAUAAAGCAUACAACACUUUAUGCAUGUGAACUCUGUGCAGAUGUCAUGCAUGUCAUUAAAAAGUCUUUCAUAUGCAGCACAUGUAACUACACAUUCUCCAAGAAAGAACAGUAUGAUAGGCACAUGGAAAAGCACUUGAUUGGGGGCAACAUGACCUUUAAGUUUCGAGGGGUCAUGAGGCCUGGUGCAUCUGGUAAAGAUAUCAAGGAAAAGAAAAAAGAACAUUCUAUGGAUAAAAAUAUUCCACCAAGCAAAAAACUAAAGACAUCUCAUGAUAAACUAUCGGACACAAGCUGCAUGAAUGUCAAACACAACAGUAAUGAACAGCAGUCUGUUGAACAUGUUAAUCCAUCAAGUAAAGUAUAUGAUAUUGAGGUACAAAAAAACAUAGAAAAUGAAUCAACUGUUACCAUAAAAAUGGAGGACACUACUAUGGAUGCCUCAGAGCUUCAAAGAGGAAGUUCAGAUACCCAAGGAUUACCAUGUAAUAUUGAAUUAAGCCCUUCAUUAUGUUCUAAGAGUGAACUAAAAAGUGAUAUGGAUGAAAAUGUUCAAACCGAAAAUGUUUAUAGUAUGGAUACUGAAAUUGUGUCUCCAUGCCUUAUUGCUACAGAAGAUGAUGUAAAGGCCCUCACUCAGGAUGAGGAAGCUUCACAACUCAUGGAACCCCCAAUUUUAUACCCAAUAAAUCCAAAACAUGCCAGUACAGCCCAGAACCCAUUUUUAUAUAAUGAAGAAGAAGAGGUAGCUGAUGUCCCUGAAAUGGGAUCUCCACAAGUCACUGCGGAUUAUGUGCUCUGCCAGUUGAUAUCAAAGGAAACUAAAGAACUAUUUGAUUCAAAUAGAGUGGUAUCACCCACCAAAAAAUAUUCUAGAGAAUUGUGCUGCCCUAAAAAUGAACCUACAGAGGAUGCAAAUACUUUGAAGGCACUUUUAUUAGACGAUGUAGCUACAUCUCCAGUGCAGCUGAAAGAUAAAUCAGUUUCUUCUGAUGUGAAUUCUUUGAAAGAAUCAAAGGGUCUGAAAAAGAAUAGGUUAGCCAGUCAGCUUAACACUAGAGUGGGAUGUCAUGAACAAACUGUAGCUAGUGAAGAUGUAGUAAAGCCCUCUGUACAGAAGAUGAAAGCUACCCCUGAUAUAUGUUCUCUAAUGAGGGAUAACAAUGCUUGCACUUUGAAAGAGACAAUGGGAGGUCACCAUAAGCUGGCCAAAAAAGAACUGACUGCCUAUGUUGCAAAGCAUAAUAAUACAGACUCUAGCAAGUCAGUUGAAAAAAGUUCAGCAAAUGUGCCUCCCAAACAUCAUACAAAGAAGUACAAAGAGUACAAGUUAUCUGAUCACAAGGUUAGCACAUCCUACCAAGAGAACAUGUCUGCAGAAGGAAAAAGGAAGAAGACAAAGCUGCUAGGGACUGGAAAGACUGAUAGCACAAGUAGCUUAAAAAAAACAGAUUGGACAAACAAUAUUUCAGCCUUUUCAGGUGCAAAAGACGAACCACUGUGUACUCGACAAUAUUCCAAGUCAUAUACAGUGGGGGCAAGCAGUCAGGUGAAAAAGACUGUGCUUGACACGCACAACCAGAGAAAAAAUAACCCUCGGACUAGCAAUGGAGAAUACAAGUACAAAAAAGCCAUACUUACUAAACCUUUACACUCAUUCACACCUAAAAACUCACCUUUAUGUCUGAGUAGCUCCUCAUACAAGCACAGACAGGGGUAUUCAACAAAAUCCACUGAGCCAUCUAAUUACAGAACUGCUGAAUCACAGAACAACCUUUUAAGUCAACUUUUUGGGCAGAAGCUAACCAGCUUUAAAAUUCCCCUAAGGAAGGAUAUAACAGAAUGACACUACUUGAUCAAUAGUACAUCUUUCUUUGGGAUGUGGUCAAAGCUGACACUAAAGGGGAAUAUAAAUCAAGUCAUGGAAUAAAAUGUUCAAGAAAGUUUUUUUUGUUUUUUGGGGGGAGCAUUAUUUUUAAGUCUAGCUUUGCCAAACUUGCACUGCCGCCUGUGUAAAAUAGUUUCCUUCUGUGCUGUAAUCUACUUUUAUUACACCUGAUUUGUCAAGCUAAUGUUGCAACUUUGAAGUGGAUUUUGAUUUCCAGGGACUUCAAAUAAAUGUUCAUUGUUCUGGACGGACUUGUUACUCAAGAGCUAUUUUCUAUUGUUAUAUAUAUAAUGUCCCUUUAUAUGUUCACUUUAGCUUUAUUGCUAAAUUUACAGAUUACAAACGUUAUUUCUUCCAUCAGAAUAUAUGAAAUACACAUGUUUAAUCUUUCUGUAUAACUUAACUGUAAUUAUAAAUGCCUUGCAAGUCUACAUUUAAGUAAUAGCAAUGUAGUGUUUUUCAUGCUAAACACAACAUUGCAAAGCCAAAUACUUUAAAGCCAAAUAAAAAUCAAAAAUGCAUUAGACUGUACAUUUUGUUCACAAAAAGCAGGAAAAGCAUUAAUCUUAAAAUAUUAACUUCAAUUGGUUAAAAGUACUUACAUUUGGAAAUGAAUGAUUAUAAAAAUAACAUUUAAUUUAUUGUCUAGUGACACAAUACUUUGGAAGAUUUAUUUUUCACAUUUCUUUGUUUGGGUUAUGGAACUAAAGCUUUAGUGCAAAGUAUAAACCUUGUUGAUAUCUGCAUAAAUGUAUUUGCUGGUGUUAUAACAACAAGUCAGCUGUUCCGUCAGUCACUAUCAAUGUAUAAUUGACAUUAUGACAAUGUAUAAUUGACAUUUAUGAUCAUUUUAAUGUACAUUUCCACUGGCUAGGAGAUCACAAUAUCUCUGAUACUGCUCUUAACAUUAAGUGAAGAAUUAAUGAUUUUGAUUCAUUUUAAUUCUACGCUGUGUACAAAUAUAUGUUUGGACUGAAAUCAGUCCACCCUGCACUAAAUUAUGGACUACCCUAACGCACUGUAGCAAUAUUAUAUAUGAUUUUUGUUCUGCUAUAUUAUUGCCUUUUAUGUCUGUCGUAAGAAGACUGUAUGCAAAUUGUGGUGGCUGAACCAAAUGUAUACAUUACAAAAUUCUUGUUUAACUCAUAAAUAAGAAUAUCAGAUGACGAAUGAAGAAUGAACAAUUUUUUCGCCUUAAAUACUGGUGCUUAAGAUAUUAUUAGCUGUAUUUUCCUUAGUUUAAAGGAUAUUUUUGGCUUUUUAAACUAUUCAUUCAUUAACUUCUAAUGAAUAAUUUGACAAUUUUGGUCAUAUGAUCUAUUAUUUCCACUGUGUUCUGAGUUUUGUAUCCGAUUCUUGUGACCACUGUAAAUAUUCUGAAUUAUCAGUAUUUUGCUAACAUAUUACAAACUGUGCUAUAACUUCUGUAGAAGCCUGUGGCAGAGACACUGGCAUAGGAUUAAGUAACUCAUUUUAACUGUAAUGCCCCAGAUUUUGAAGGACUUCAUGUGUUUUCCAAUAGAGUCAUGUGCUUGACAAUCUUACUGUAUGCUCCCAAAAGCCUUUGCUUUUUAUAUCCAUGGUGCUAUUUUAUUCAUAAAUUAAUGUGAAUACAACUGACAGGAUCAUUGACCAGUACCGGUACAGUGUUAAAAUCACUCCAUGCUCUAUCUGAUUUUUUUUUUCUAUCAUUACCAUAUCUAUAAAAGAAAAUCAUAAACUCAGGUGUAAUGGACAAUCACCCUGAUUCUACAAAGAAGCUCAACAUACACAGCGAUAAAAGGCACUGAUGUAGCUCUUAAAGCCAGAGUAAUCUGCACAGAUCCUGAGGAACACUAAAAUACGCAAGGCUUUAACCUGUUAAUAUGUAUCUAAAAUGCAUUGUAUUGUAUAAAAAAAAAAUUCUAGUUAUUUGGUGCAAUGCGUAACAAAAUAAAAUUUAUUUUGAUAUUUUUGUCCAAUAAAGCAGAAGAGCAUUAUGCCUUUUUAUAUUAUUAUUUUGUAUGGCUUAAAAGCCUCUUUAUUAUGUUGUUAAAUAAAAUAUGAUGAAGCAA